AUGCGCGAGACACGGGAUGAUUCCCUAUUUGCAUGGUGUUCGACCAAGGAAACGGCAGCUGAGGCACCAUAUCGCGGCCUGUUUGCACGUUCGCCUGAGGAAUUCGUCGACGGCGCCAAUAUCGAACACUUCGACGCGGACGAAGCUGGUGCCGGGAGCACAACCUCGAUGUUGGGCCAGGGACGGGUCUCGUUGAGCUGCAGCGUACAACCGGGAGACAACGACGGGGUGAUCCUCAGCCUCAAAUGUUUCCGGGGAGAUCUCUCCAAGAUACAGGGCAUCGAAUGCAUCCGCAUCGGUGACAAUUAUUACCUGAGGUCCAAGCCAUCGCAAUUAUUCCCAUGCUCGCUCGGUUCUCUCACAAGCGUCACGAUUGACAAACACGCGCUGAAGACAGAAGCGAAUAAGGAUGAUCACGUUUACCGUCGCGAUAGUAUAUAUCUUGGAGAUCUACCUGACGGACUGCACCUCAGGGCCGUUCAUUCAGAAGUGGCAGGCACCUCUUCCAGACAAAAAGUCCCAACCAACCGAUUGGUGCCGGUAUUGUGGGCGAUCGGCCGCAAGAUGGCUUUCGAGAUCCAAAUCGAAAAAUACGUAUCGGGUGACCGCACUCUAUCUGGUUGGUCAGUAGAGGACAGACGACUUCUCAUUCUCUUUUGGGUCGACACAAUUCCAGGAUCCAGAUCAUACAGGUACCACUUCAGUUUGGAAAAGAGCUCGAGCCAAGAUGCAGCAACCAGAUUCCGAAACGCGACGAGGCAACCAAAGUCAUACUAUAGCCGCGAAAUCACCGUUGGGCGGAUCAUCGUCUGUGUCAGAAAUAGUCGCAGGAAAGUAGGAGGACAAGAGGUGCUUUAUUUCCAUGUAAGCACCGAGGACAACAAGAAGUGA
Messenger RNA from Diaporthe citri, 891 nucleotides. RefSeq lists its product as uncharacterized. The transcript has a single exon. Lineage: Eukaryota; Fungi; Ascomycota; Sordariomycetes; Diaporthales; Diaporthaceae. The record is from RefSeq and is a predicted model, not a curated record. The coding region runs from base 1 to 891 and encodes 296 amino acids.